Dendronephthya gigantea is the source of this 1124-nucleotide messenger RNA. RefSeq lists its product as uncharacterized. Bases 500 to 1000 code for a protein of 166 amino acids. The transcript has 3 exons. NCBI's taxonomy places the organism in Eukaryota, Metazoa, Cnidaria, Anthozoa, Malacalcyonacea, Nephtheidae. The record is from RefSeq and is a predicted model, not a curated record.
UAGUGUUUUUAUAAAAAUUAAAUUGGUGCUCGUGAAUAUUUUCUUUUGAGAGAGGAGGGGCAGUAUACACAUCUUGCAUGAACGGGUUUGAAUUGACUGAAUAGUAAUUGUAUUGUAAUCAGUAAUUAUAGUUUGGUAAGGUGUCAGCUUAUAAUUCGAAACGAAUUUGGUAAAACGUUCGGUAGAAACAUUUUCGUCAUAAAUGCUGUUUGGUAAUCACCAUCGAUGCAGUAAUUUAUGAUUUACGAUAGAUGCCGCAAGCUACGAUGCAGUUAUUUAUAAUGGCACCGUUCCCGAUGAUCGAAAAUGCAACAACAAUGCUGUAGUUAGAAUGGAAUGACAAUAACCAAGAAUGCUGAAGGAAGUCUUAGCGCUGCGAUAAAAUACAAUACCUUAAAACAUCCUUACUCAUACGACACAUCAGCUUAAACUGUGAACAUCGAGUUGUUUCAUUGAAAAGGUGUAAAAUUCGAUCUAUAACGAUCAACAAUCAAGAAGAAUGUUGUUGAAAAUACUCUUGUGUUUCUGUCUUUUUCAAAUGGUUCAGUCUGGAGGAUGGAUAAAGAUUGCAUUUAAUAAAUGUGUUGGGGCCAGGUACAAUCAUUAUAGAGAGUUCACAUACCGCGGAUCAAGUAUGUUCAUCACUGCUAUGAAACUGGUGCACAGGAACGGCUGGAUUGGAUGCUCUCCUGGAAGUUACACACGUUGGGGAUGUUCAAUUGCAGGAAACUACGAAACAAAUAUGAUUGUCACAGAUACAAGAAACAUAGUCAUGUAUCCAUCUCCCACUUUGGUCACACUGCGCACGGGGGGCUGGUACGACCUGGCUGGCUAUUAUCGGAACUCGCCAAAGCUGGUAUUCUCAGACCCAGGACUCCGCUACUUGUACCGCGGCCAAAAAAUCAGAAUCUGGUACGGUGAAGAUCUUUUUAACUACAGAGAGAGCAACAAUCAUGGAUUCACAUGUAUGGAUGUUUAUGUCUACAAAUCAGAUUGUUAAUUCUUGCACAUUAAACUGAUUCUCGUAUUUUAUCAGCUCAUAUUACCUCAUUUUUUCAUUUAACUGAAUGUAUUUUAUAGUACAGUUAUAUACUGUAAUAUUUUAUCGUGUAAAUGUAAUUAUG